This is a messenger RNA of Kogia breviceps (pygmy sperm whale), 5071 nucleotides long. Lineage: Eukaryota; Metazoa; Chordata; Mammalia; Artiodactyla; Physeteridae. The record is from RefSeq and is a predicted model, not a curated record.
GACGGGCGGGCAUGCGGGUGGCUUGACUCUAGCCCGGGCUCAGGGCUUCGGCCGCAGCCAUGGAACGGCGGUUGCGCGCGCUGGAGCGGCUGGCGCGGGGCGAGGCCGGAGGCGGCCCGGGGCUCGACGGGCUCCUGGAUCUGCUGCUGGGGCUGCACCAAGAGCUCAGCAGCGCCCCCCUGCGGCGGGAGCGCAACGUGGCGCAGUUCCUGAGCUGGGUCAGCCCCUUCAUAGCGAAGGUGAAAGAGCUGCAGCUGCAGAGAGAUGACUUUGAGAUCUUGAAGGUGAUCGGCCGAGGGGCCUUCGGGGAGGUCGCUGUGGUGAGGCAGAGGGACAGUGGCCAGGUUUUUGCCAUGAAAAUGCUGCACAAGUGGGAGAUGCUGAAGAGGGCCGAGACGGCCUGUUUCCGGGAGGAGCGGGACGUUCUGGUGAAGGGGGACAGCCGCUGGGUGACCGCUCUGCAUUACGCCUUCCAAGAUGAGGAGUACCUGUACCUGGUGAUGGACUACUACGCUGGAGGGGACCUCCUCACUCUGCUGAGCCGCUUUGAGGACCGUCUCCCGCCCGAGCUGGCCCAGUUCUACCUGGCCGAGAUGGUGCUGGCCAUCCACUCGUUGCAUCAGCUGGGCUACGUCCACAGGGACGUCAAGCCGGACAAUAUCCUGCUGGACAUGAACGGGCACAUCCGCUUGGCCGACUUUGGCUCCUGCCUACGGCUUAACAACAGUGGCAUGGUAGAUUCGUCGGUGGCAGUGGGGACGCCCGACUACAUCUCCCCUGAGAUCCUGCAGGCCAUGGAGGAGGGCAGGGGCCACUACGGCCCACAGUGUGACUGGUGGUCCCUGGGGGUCUGUGCCUAUGAGCUGCUCUUUGGGGAGACGCCCUUCUACGCUGAAUCCCUGGUGGAAACCUACGGCAAGAUCAUGAACCAUGAGGACCACCUGCAGUUCCCCCCAGAUGCACCCGAUGUGCCAGCCAGUGCCCAAGACCUGAUCCGCCAGCUGCUGUGCCGCCAGGAGGAGCGUCUGGGCCUCGGAGGGCUGGACGACUUCCGGAACCACCCCUUCUUCGAAGGCGUGGACUGGGAGCGGCUGGCGACUAGCACUGCCCCCUACAUCCCCGAGCUUCGCGGGCCCAUGGACACCUCCAACUUCGACGUGGACGACGACACCCUCAACCAUCCAGGGACCCUGCCGCCACCCUCCCACGGGACCUUCUUAGGCCACCACCUGCCAUUCGUGGGUUUCACCUAUACCUCAGGCAGCCUGGGCCCUGAGAGCAGUUCUGAGCAGUUGGCUGCCCUGGAGCGGAAGCUCCGCUGUUUGGAGCAGGAGAAGGUGGAGCUGAGCCGGAAGCUCCAAGAGGCUCUGCAGACCCCUUCAGACCAUCGGGAGCUGGAGCAGCUACGGAAGGAAGUGCAGACCCUGCAGGACAGGCUGUCAGAGACGCUGAGGGACAGCAAGGUGGAUGGGCGCCCGGCUGGUAGCCCAGGCCAGGACAGUGACGUGCGGCAGGAGAGAGACCAGCUCCUCCAGGAGCUGGUCGAGGCUCGGGCAGGGCUGCGGGCGCAGGAGCAGGAGCUGUGCAGGGCCCAGGGGUGGCAGGAGGAGCUGCUCCAGAAACUGCAGGAGGCCCAGGAGAGAGAGGUGGCCAUGGCCAGCGAGACCCAGGCCCUGAACUCCCAGCUGGAGGAAGCCUGGGAAGCCCAGAGGGAGCUGCAGGCACAGGUGGCCACCCUGAGCCAGGAGGUGACACAGCUCCAGAGACAGCAGGAACGAAGCCUGGAGAAGGAGCCUCCCCAGAUCAAGACCAUCCACACUGCCUCUGAGACCAACGGCGCAGGACUGCCUGAGGGCAGCAGGCCUCAGGAAGCACAGCUGAGGCAGGAGGUGCAGCUGGAGCAGGCCUGCGGCCAUGGGCCGAGUGGGAAGGAGGAGGCUCUGUGCCGGCUGCAGGAGGAGAACCAGCAGCUGAGCCGGGAGCAGCAGCGGCUGGUGGAGGAGCUGGAGCGGGAGCAGCAGAGCAAGCAGAGACUGGAGGGCGAGCAGCGGGAGACGGAGAGCAACUGGGAGGCCCAGAUUGCCGACAUCCUCAGCUGGGUGAACGAUGAGAAGGUGUCAAGAGGCUACCUGCAGGCGCUGGCCACCAAGAUGGCCGAGGAGCUGGAGUCCUUGCGGAACGUGGGCACCCAGACUUUCCCUGCCCGGCCGCUGGUGAGCCCCGGGGACACCCAGGGGGAGGGGUGCCAGGAACCGCACUCCACGGGUAGGGACACUAGCUCACAGAAGAUCAGGGACUUACCCAAACUCACACCGGGUCAGGGGCAGAGCUGGGGCUUUGAGCCUGGCCAGGUGGCGUGGUGGGAGAGGGCCUCUGGGGUAGCCAGGCCCUCGGGGCGUCUUCCGUUGAUUCCCCCUGGCCACCAGGAUCACCAGUGGAAGGCACGGCGGCUGCAGAAGAUGGAGGCGUCGGCCAGGCUGGAGCUGCAGUCAGCACUGGAGGCCGAGAUACGGGCCAAGCAGGGCCUGCAGGAGCGGCUGGCGCAGGUGCAGGAGGCCCAGCUGCGGGCUGAGAGCCGUCUGCAGGAGGUCGAGAGGCAGAACCAGGGCCUGCAGCAGGAGCUGGCUACCCUCCGGGAGGAGCUGCGGGCCCAUGGGCCGGGGGACACCAAGCCCUCAAACUCCCUGAUUCCCUUCCUGUCCUUCCGGAGCUCAGAGAAGGAUGCCACCAAGGACCCUGGCGUCUCAGGAGAGGCCCUGAAGCCUGGGCCGGAGCCUGAGCUGAGGCCAGAGGGCCGCCGCAGCCUGCGCCUGGGGGCUGUGUUCCCCAGAACGCCUGCUGCUACCACACCCCCUGCAGAAGGCCCUCCUGCAAAGCCUGGCACACACCCGCUGCGCCCCCGGAGCUUCCCAUCCCCCACCAAGUGUCUCUGCUGCACCUCGCUGAUGCUGGGCCUGGGCCGCCAGGGCCUGGGCUGUGACGCUUGCGGCUACUUCUGUCACUCGACUUGUGCCCCACAGGCCCCACCCUGCCCCGUGCCCCCUGACCUCCUCCACACGGCCCUGGGAGUGCACCCUGAAACGGGCACGGGCACCGCCUACGAGGGCUUCUUGUCGGUGCCACGGCCCUCGGGUGUCCGGCGGGGCUGGCAGCGAGUGUUUGCUGCCCUCAGUGACUCGCGCCUGCUGCUGUUCGAUGCCCCAGACCCGAGGCUCAGCCCAGCCAGCGGGGCCCUCCUGCAGGCACUGGAUCUGAGGGACCCCCAGUUCUCGGCCACCCCUGUCCUGGCCUCGGAUGUUAUCCACGCCCAAUCCAGGGACCUGCCCCGCAUCUUUAGGGUGACGGCCUCCCAGCUGACGGUGCCGCCUGCCACGUGCACCGUGCUGCUGUUGGCGGAGAGCGAGGGCGAGCGCGAGCGCUGGCUGCAGGUGCUGGGCGAGCUGCAGCAGCUGCUGCUGGACGCGCGGCCCAGGCCCCGGCCGGUGUACACGCUCAAGGAGGCCUACGACAACGGGCUGCCGCUGCUGCCCCACGCACUCUGCGCCGCCAUCAUCGACCAGAAACGGCUUGCUCUGGGCACUGAGGAGGGGCUGUUUGUGAUCCACCUGCACAGCAACGACAUCUUCCAGGUGGGUGAGUGCCGGCGGGUGCAGCGGCUGGCCGUGAGCCCCACCGCGGGCCUUCUGGUCGUGCUGUGCGGCCGCGGCCCCAGCGUGCGCCUCUUUGCCCUGGCCGAGCUGGAGAACAUGGAGGCAUCAGGUGCCAAGAUACCCGAGUCUCGAGGCUGCCAGGCCCUGGCAGCCGGGCGCAUCCUGCAGGCCCGCACCCCUGUGCUCUGUGUCGCAGUCAAGCGCCAGGUGCUCUGCUACCAACUGGGUCCAGGCCCGGGGCCCUGGCAGCACCGCAUCCGUGAGCUGCAGGCAGCAGCACCUGUGCAGAGCCUGGGGCUGCUGGGUGACAGGCUGUGCGUGGGCGCGGCUGGCGCCUUCACCCUCUACCCGCUGCUCAACGAGGCUGCGCCCUUAGCACUGGGAGCCGGUCUGGUGCCUGAGGAGCUGCCCCCAUCCCGCGGGGGCCUGGGUGAGGCCCUGGGCGCCGUGGAGCUCAGUCUCAGUGAGUUCCUGCUGCUCUUCACCACCGCCGGGGUCUAUGUGGACGGCGCCGGCCGCAAGUCUCGCAUCCAAGAGCUGCUGUGGCCAGCAGUGCCCACGGGUUGGGGUUACACAGCCCCCUACCUGACAGUGUUUAGCGAGAACGCCAUCGAUGUGUUUGAUGUAAGGAGAGCAGAAUGGGUCCAGACGGUGCCACUCAGGAAGGUGCGACCCCUGAACCCAGAGGGCUCCCUGUUCCUCUUUGGCACCGAGAAGGUCCGCCUGACCUACCUCAGGAACCUGCUGGCAGAUAAGGACGAGUUCGACAUCCCCAACCUCACCGACAACAGCCGGCGCCAGCUGUUCCGCACCAAGAGCAAGCGCCGCUUCUUCUUCCGCGUGUCGGAGGAGCAGCUGCAGCAGCAGCGCAGGGAGAUGCUGAAGGACCCUUUUGUGCGCUCCAAGCUCAUCUCAACGCCCACCAACUUCAACCACCUGGUGCACGUGGGCCCUGCUGACGGAAGGCCCAGCGCCAGGGACCUGCCGCCGGCUACGGAAGAGAAGGGCCGAGGUGCCCGCAGCUCUGGCCUGCAGCGGCCCCACAGCUUCUCUGAGGCCUCGCGGCGCCCAACUUCCAUGGGCAGUGACGGCCUCGCUGGAGACGCGGACCACAUGAAGAGGAAGCCUUGGACGUCUCUGUCCAGCGAGUCGGUGUCCUGCCCCCAGAGAUCUCUGAGCCCCGUGGCCUCCCUGAUACAGGUCUCAGAACGGCCCCGGAGCCUCCCCCCGGCCCCUGAAUCUGAGAGCUCCCCUUGACACCCUCUGGCGGGGCCCAAACCCCCAAUCCCAGGACCGAGAGAUGCAAGGGAGCAAAGAGCUUGAGGAACGCCAUAUUCCGGCUGGUCCGGAACGUGUGGGAAUUCGGACUCAGGGCGGGCCUGGGCUGGGCAGCUGUGGCCUGGGUUGCUAGGACAGGGCCG